Molecule: messenger RNA, 1344 nt
Organism: Trichomonas vaginalis G3
Lineage: Eukaryota; Parabasalia; Trichomonadida; Trichomonadidae
Product: fimbrin/plastin family
Exons: 1
Coding region: 1-1344 (447 amino acids)
Biological process (GO): actin filament bundle assembly; actin filament network formation
Cellular component (GO): actin filament; actin filament bundle; cytoplasm
Molecular function (GO): actin filament binding
Source: RefSeq, a predicted model, not a curated record
AUGGUCAACAUGGCUUCAGAAGGAACAAUUGAUGAAAGAGUUAUUUCAAAGGGAAAGAAGCUCAACACAUACUCAAUGGCUCAGAACAUUGAUUUAGCCCUUAACUCUGCCAAGUCUAUCGGUAUUUCUACCAUUAAUAUCGGUAAUACAGAUAUUCGUGAUGGAACAGUUCAUCUUGUACUUGGUUUAACAUGGCAACUCGUUAGAAUGUCCCUUCUUAAGACAGUUAACCUAACAAAUCACCCAGAAUUGUUCAGAUUAUUGAAGCCAGGAGAAACAUUAGCAGAUUUACUUAAGCUUUCUCCAGAACAAAUUCUUUUAAGAUGGUUAAAUUACCAUCUCGAACAUGCUGGCUCAAAGAGAACAGCUACAAACUUUACAACGGAUUUGGCCGAUUCUGAUAUUCUUACAACUGUUCUUCAUCAAGUUGCCAAGGAUGAAUGCACAAUGGCACCAAUGAAGGAGAGCGAUUUAAUGAAGCGCGCAGAACUCAUGCUCCAGGAAGCUGAUAAGAUUGAAUGCCGCAAGUUUGUUGGACCACGUGAAAUUGUUAACGGAAACCAACGUCUUAACUUGGCUUUCGUCGCUACAAUUUUCAACACAAGACCAGGUCUUGAAGCAUUAUCUGAGAAAGAACUUGCUGCUCUUGAUGAAGCUUUGUUUGCUGCAGCAGGUGAACGUAUCGAGCGUCAGUUCUGUCUUUGGAUGAACUCUUGCGGUGUUGAACCAUUUGUCAACGAAUUAUACUCUGGAAUUUCAGAUGGUUUAGUUUUACUCCAGAUGCUUGACAGAAUCGAGCCAGGUUGUGUUGACUGGAAGAAGGUCAACAAGACAAAGCUCAACAAAUUCAAAGCUGUCGAGAAUUGCAACUAUGUCAUUGAGAUUGGCAAGAAACUCCAGUUCUCUCUUGUUGGUAUUUCUGGUGCUGAUAUCAAUGAUGGUAACAAGAAGCUCUGCUUGGCUCUUCUUUGGCAGAUGAUGAGAUACGAUUAUCUCAAGACAUUCAAGAAGCUUGGCCAUGGUGCUUUGAUCAAAGAUGAACAGAUCAUUGAAUGGGCAAACGGCAUCACAGGAAGUGUUUGCACAAUCAAAUCAUUCAAGGAUGAACAGAUUAAGAAUUCCAAGCCAUUACUCCACUUGAUAGACAUUCUCAAGCCUGAUACUGUUGACUGGUCAAUCUUUGAAGAUUCUGAGGAUGAGAAAGUUCUCGCAAGAAACGCCAGAUACGUCCUUUCUAUGGUUCGUAAGUUCGGCGGCACAGUCUACGCUCUCCCAGAAGAUAUUGUUGAAUGCAACAAGAAGAUGGUCAUGACUGUUUAUGCUUCUUUGAUGAUUCUCCAAUAA